Apodemus sylvaticus (European woodmouse) is the source of this 1118-nucleotide messenger RNA. Its product is annotated as surfeit locus protein 1. NCBI's taxonomy places the organism in Eukaryota, Metazoa, Chordata, Mammalia, Rodentia, Muridae. Gene Ontology annotation, cellular component: mitochondrion; membrane. The transcript is spliced from 9 exons. The record is from RefSeq and is a predicted model, not a curated record. The coding region runs from base 1 to 945 and encodes 314 amino acids. Gene Ontology annotation, biological process: mitochondrial respiratory chain complex IV assembly.
AUGAUCGGAGAUGCCCAUCUGACGCCGCAGCCACCACGUGAGGCAGAGCGCCGUCCCGGAAGGAAGCAGAUUUCUCCGUCCCGGAAGUGUUCAAAGAUGGCUGCUGUGAUGGCUUUGGCUGUGCUACGGCGACAGAUGACGCGCUCGCCGCAAUGGGCCUACGCGGGGCCGGCCCCGAUCCGUGCUGUCAGGAGGAGCGUCUUUGGGUUUUCUGUCCGCUCAGGGAUGGUCUGUAGGCCACGCAGGUGUUGCAGUUCUACUGCAGAAACAGCCGCCGCUAAAGCAGAGGACGACGACUCUUUUCUCCAGUGGUUCCUGCUUUUAAUCCCUGCUACUGCUUUUGGCCUGGGGACUUGGCAGGUCCAGCGUCGGAAAUGGAAGCUGAAAGUUAUUGCAGAAUUAGAGUCUCGAGUCAUGGCUGAGCCCAUCCCUCUACCUGCAGACCCAAUGGAACUCAAAGACUUGGAGUAUAGGCCAGUGAAGGUCAGGGGGCAUUUUGAUCACUCCAAAGAGCUGUACAUAAUGCCUCGGACCAUGGUGGACCCUGUCCGAGAGGCCCGUGAGGCUGGCAGAAUGUCCUCCUCAACCGAAAGUGGGGCCCAUGUAGUCACUCCUCUCCAUUGCUCUGACUUGGGAGUCACCAUCCUGGUUAAUAGAGGGUUCGUUCCCAGGAAGAAAGUGAAUCCUGAGACCAGGCAGAAAGGCCAGGUUCUGGGAGAAGUAGACCUAGUUGGCAUAGUGAGGCUGACAGAAAACAGGAAGCCUUUUGUUCCAGAGAAUAAUCCAGAAAAAAAUCACUGGUAUUAUCGAGAUCUGGAAGCUAUGGCCAAGAUAACAGGAGCAGACCCCAUCUUCAUUGAUGCAGACUUCCGUAUGUUGUGGUCAGCUUGCUAUUGGAUGAGAGCACGACCCCUGGAGGACCCAUUGGAGGUCAGACAAGAGUAACUCUUCGGAAUGAACACAUGCAGUACAUCAUCACCUGGUAUGGACUAUGUGCAGCCACAUUAUAUUUGUGGUUCCAAAAGUUUGUACGAAGAGCACCAGGUGUGUGAGGUGCGUGAAGUUAAUGAACCCGUUCCCAACAACCACAAAAUAAAGAUUUUCAUAUGUAAAAGCCA